This is a messenger RNA of Dioszegia hungarica, 867 nucleotides long. RefSeq lists its product as uncharacterized. Lineage: Eukaryota; Fungi; Basidiomycota; Tremellomycetes; Tremellales; Bulleribasidiaceae. The transcript has 2 exons. The record is from RefSeq and is a predicted model, not a curated record. Bases 1 to 867 code for a protein of 288 amino acids.
AUGUCUUCUACCACUUCCACCGCUGCAUCCCCCACCGCCUCCUCCCGGCAGGUCCAGGUCGAGAUCCCCUCCUCCACAGUCAUAGCCAUCGGCCUUGGCUUUCUCGCAUUCGUCUGUCUCCUCGUCACCACCACCCUCGGCACGCGUCUAUACCGCGUCAGGCGCCGGAUGCUCGCAGAUCGAGCGGCUGGGCAACCCAUCACAUUCGCACAAGCAUGGGCGCGCGAAGGGGGAUUGUUCUCCUUCCUCACCAAUAUCGGCAACAGUGGGCUAGGAGUGGGCGCUGGAGCGACGUUGGUAGGCGGGCGCGGAACGGAUCGGCUGUGGGGAGCUUCGCAUACGGAGAAGGAGGUGCCUAUCAUAUGGGAUGUGCCAAUACAGGAGAAGGCGCAGGAAGCGGCAGAUGGGGAUGACUCUUUCGAUCCUUUCGCGCUCUCUUCUACCGCCUCCCCGCGAUACAUCGAUCGCGCCACUCCAGCUACCGAGCUCCCCCAACCCCGAUUCACACUAUCUAUCCUCAUCUCCCUCCCUGCUCAACCUACCCGACCCAAGCCCGUCAACCCCAGCGCUUCCAAGCCGGAAGGCGAGGAUGAAGAGGACGAGUGGGCGGAGAUACCGGAAGUCCUGAUCGGCACAACCCAGAUCUGCCCUAUGAUCAGCAAUGCUCCGCCCGAGGCGGCGGCAGGCGCCGAAGAGAAGAAGACAUCGAGGACGACGGAAAGGCAGAAGCUGGAGAGAGCAGAAACGAAGGCGUCUGCGCUGGAUGGUGGUGCUGCGGUGCAGGAGUUGGGGUAUGUGGAGGGGAGCAGGCCGGCGAGGUGGGAGCGGUACGAUGUGAUCAAGUGGAGGAUAGAGGGGAUGCGGUAA